CUCAGAGCAUCCCUGGCCAUUGUUUACGCGACGCCGCUCGCUGCCGCCGCCCUCGUGUUUUGCGUCCUAUUUAUCCUCCACAGGGGUGAUUCAGCGCCCUGGGGGAGGAUUCACGGGUGGAUUAACGUGGUGUGGCGUGCCUGGUGGGGCUGGCUGGGAGUGUGCUGAGAGGGAGGGAGGAAGAGACACUGCAGAACAGUAACAACAAAGAGGCAUGACGGAAGACACCAGAACAGCAACAGAACAGAAAACCAACAGUCAAUAAAAUACACCAAAAUAAGACAAAAUAGAACAGGAAAAUGGAAAAAAUAACAGCACAGAAAGAUAGAAGAAGAAAACCAAACUGAGAGAUAUCAGAACGAAGGAAGAAAUGCAAUAAAAUACACACAUACAAAAAAGAACAACCCAGCCGCCAAGAUGGUGCGCAACAAGCCGGCGGCACCACAGCAGUUAAACGAAGUCCAGCAACGGCAAAACAACUGGAACCUGCUGGACGGGGCGCAGGGGGGGCAAGGACCUGCUGAGGGAGAAGGAAGAAGAGCAGAAGAAGCAGAAGGAAGAGGAAGAGAAGCAGGAGCAAGAGGAAGAGGAAGAGGAAGAGCAGUAUUUGAAGAUGAGGAAGAGGAGGAUGACAUCGCAGUCCUCUUGAAUGACCUUGAUGAUGACGAUGAUGAUGACAUUGAUUUCAUACCCGGCGGAUUGAACGACCCCGCCAUCCGCCAACGCCACGUCCAUUGGGGUGACUUCUUGGCAGAUGAGGUGGAGGAGGAGGAGGAGGGGGAGGAGGUGGCGGUGGUGCGAGAGGUCCAAGCCGGGAGAGGAGGAAGAGGGAGGCGCCGACAACAGCAACAACAACAGGAGGAAUUGGACUAUGGAGCGUUCCGUGAGGUUCUCGACGACGCGCAGUUUUACGUCAAGGUCGGAAUGGACUUUACGAGUGGGUCCGGGGUGGAAUCGAAAGCCACAGUGAAGGAGAAGGACAAGAACAUCGUCUGCUAUUUCGGGAGUCUGACCCUCGCUCUCCUUAACCCUCCGAGCCUAAGCGACCUACAAUCAAUGCCCUGUAAGGAAUUCUGGGUGUACGUAAGCGCCCAGGCAGACCAUAGUGCUGUUUACUUCGAGUGGUCAUCCUCCGAAAGUGCCGCAAAGAAAUCGAAGCAGAGACGGAAAUCCGCUGAGCACUUCCGGCACUGCAUGAUCGCCGGCACCCUCCCACUGGCACUCUGGCAGGGGCUCGGAACGCAGUGUCACUUUGAGUUACGUCUUGACACAUUCGAUGAAACGGAGAUGUGUGUGAAGGUUUACCUGAAGAAGGGCGGGCUAAGCGACAUAUCACAGCGCGGCGACAAGGCCCAUGGGGGGGAGGGGAUGGCGGCGGUCGUCCAGCACUUCUAUGGGGUCAGCCUGGUCACACAUGUCGGCGAGGAAGUCCUGAAACAUGACCUUGAGGAGUUGUACGCUGCAAUCAAAACCUCACAUUCUGAUCGACACUACUGCAAUGUCGACCCGCAACACCCUAGUCUAUUCCCGCGACUCCGGCCGUACCAGAAGAACGCCGUGCAGUGGAUGUUACACCAGGAGAACUACGGGGGUGCGGCGACGCAUACCGACGCCCUACACUGCCUGUACACGGAGAUACUGACACUUGACGGAACGCAACUAUUCUUCAACAAGUACGCCGGAUUUCUCGUAAAGGACAGACCUCUUGCUGUACCCCCAACCCCAGGCGGGAUCCUCGCCGACGAAAUGGGCCUCGGGAAGACGGUGGAGGUCCUGUCCUGUAUGCUGUGCCACCCCCGGUCGAAUGUACCGAAGCCAGACUAUUUAGAACCGGUUACGUUGAAGGAACAGAAGCCUCGUAGAAGGGGCAAAGCUACGAAGAGGUUAACCGGGGAUGAUAUUUUUACGUUGAAGAAUGAGGAGGAGGAGGAAGAGGAAGAAGAGGAGGAGGAGGAUCAGAAAGGGAAAAUGAGGGUAGAUGAAGAGGAGGAAGGGGACCAGAAAAUUAAGAUAGAGAUGGAAGAAGAGGGAAAGGAGGAGAAGGAAAGGAACCAGAAAACCGAAACAGAGCAAGAAAACGAAGAGGGAAAAGAUGAAGAAGAUGAUAAAGGAGAAACAGAAGAGGAAGGCAACAGAAAACGAGGGCAAAACAAACGCUCGCGGAGUAAAAACGACGUGAAUUCUGAAACAAGGACCACAAAAAAAAUGAAGCUGGACGCCACAAACGGAACAGAAAAAGGAGGAGGAAGACGAAGAAGUGGAGGAGGGAUAAAAGUCCAUCUACCGAGGCGGAGAACGAAGGGUGGAGGGCGGAUGAGGGUGGUGGAGAGCGACGAUGAAGGUGGAGGAGGAGGCGGAGACAAGGUUACGAGAAGUGGACGGCCUCGACGGAGUGCGGCGAAACAGUUCAACGGAUACGCGAUUUACGACGAUGAAAGCGACGACGAUUCCGACCGUGACGAAGCGGAGGAGUACAAACCAGAUGGGUACUGUGAGGAAGAGGAGGAGGAAGAAGACGAAGAGGAGGAGGAGGAGGAGUACAAAGCCGAGAGAGCUAGCCCCAGGAAACGCAGAACUUCCGAUCGAGUCGAGACAUCACCGCAGCGGACCCCAAGCCAGAUCGUCGAGGAGGAGAUCGCCAACAGUACGCAGUGGUCGUCGAUCGAGUCCGUUAUCCUAAACGAGUGCUGGGGCGGAAAGGUCACGGCGUAUCGCAAGGAAGGCUCGUACAAGGAAUUCCGUAAGUUCCUACGCAUGAGGAAGAAGGACCCGUACUACAUGAUGUCGCUACGGGAACGAGUCCAGCUCUUCCACGUAACUGACCUCGCCCGGUUCAGCGCCUCGGAGGUCGUGAACCGCCCUACGAUUCAGGGGUUCUUCAAUACGAAAGUCGAACCGAAAACUUACUUCGAGUGUAUCUGCGGAGCGUCUGAUGUCGACACGGGGAAGUUCCGGGUCCAGUGUGGGGUCUGUGGUCUAUGGCAGCAUGCGGAGUGUGUGCAGUAUGACGUGGGAGACCCGUACCGGGGCGAGUAUGUCUGCCCGCACUGUUGGACCACACAGCCGCCAGUCAUGUCCGGGGCAACGCUGAUUGUGACGCCCUUCUCCAUAAGCUACCAGUGGGUGAACGAAAUCAUGAAACACGUUCGUCACAAGUCGGUUCGCAUGCUGGUGUACCGCGGUGUGCUGGCGCAGGGCUACACACAACCCCACACCUUGGCGCGCUUCGACAUCGUCAUCACAACCUACGAGACCCUGAGCCGAGAGUUGAACUAUGUCGACCUGCCCCAUAGCAAUAGCCAGGCUGGACGCAGGUUCCGCCACCCUAAGCGGUUCAUGGCCACUCCGUCUCCGCUGCCGUGCGUGGAGUGGUGGCGCGUGUGUCUGGAUGAGGCGCAGAUGGUUGAGUGCACCACCACCAAGACCGCCGAGAUGGCACUCCGCUUGGCCGCCGUCAACCGCUGGUGUGUGACGGGGACCCCUGUACAGAAGACGGUCAAUGAGCUGCAGGGGCUAUUGAUGUUCCUUGGCGUGGAUCCGUACUGCUCCGCUUUGUGGUGGAGUCGUUGCCUGUACCAACCUUACUGCCGGGGGAACAAGGCACCACUCCACUGCGUCCUGGCGCGGCACAUGUGGCGGAACUCAAAGAAAGAUGUGAUCCACCAGAUUGACAUACCCCAGCAGAAGGAGGAGGUCCACUGGCUGUCCUUCACGAGGGUAGAGGACCACUUCUACCAGGGUCUGUUGUCUCAGUGUUCCUACGAUGCCCAGAGCAGACUCAAGCGUUUCCCCGACAACAGUGUCAAGCUCAGCUCCCUCGACCGCGCCACCCUCACCUCCGUCCUACAGCCCCUGCUUAAGCUGCGGCAGGCGUGUAACCAUCCCCAGGUCGUUCGAGGUCAGUUCCUUCCGCUGGCCCGCAAGACAAUGACCAUGGAAAUGCUCCUCGACAACCUCAUCAAGAAGACAAAAGUGGAGGCAGAGGAGGCUCACAGACUCCUCAUAUCCUCCACCAACGGACUCGCCGCGGUCCACCUGAUCCGCGAGGAGUGGGCGGAGGCGGUGGAGGCGUACCGGGAGGCUCUGAGGUCAAUGGAGGAUCACAAGGAUAUCAAGACAGACUCGCUGCAGAGGCUACACACGCUACAUAACUUGGCGGAGGUUCUGGAGUCCGGCCACGAAGGUUUGCACCCCACGCUAAGGGAUGAGAAGCUGAAGGAGGAAGCAGAAGGGAUCAGAACCAAGUAUCUGCAGCAGCACCCACAGCAGGUUGCGUCAGCCCGUGUGGAGUGCCAGGCCAACACCAGCGCCGUGAGGGACCUGGAGCGCAGCAUCCUGGGGCGUGUUAGCUGGUGGCUCGCCGCGCUGCAGUCCUUCGACAACGAGUUCGUGCUGGAGGUGCGCGAUGAGAUGCUUUCGAAAUACUCACGUUUCGAGGAGCACAAGUGUCUCCUGCACCCCGUUACCACACGCACGCACCUCCAGCUCGUCCUCAACGCCGAGAUGAAGAAGUUGACUGACCAGCGGAAGGAUAUGAUUUCUGGCAUGGAUAACCUACAGGGUCUCGAUCGUGCGGCACUCCUCUCUGGCGCCAUCGACUGCCAUCUACGCCCAACGGAAACGGAGCCUCCACAGUGCCUGCUUUGCGCGACACACGAGUUCUUUGAGGAUUACGAGGAGACGCUCUUCUCUAUGCGCGAAACGAAGCAUAGUCGCACCACGGAGGUGUCGCGCGAGACCCAAGACGUGAAGGACCAGACCCAGGUUAAGUUAGCGACCCGGCGAGGCCACUGGGGUCAGGGCGAGGUGGAGCAGGUCCUACGAUACCUACAGACGAAGAGCCUGUCCCGGGUGGAGGAGGAGGUGCAACAGGACUCGCAGACGCAUUUCCGGAAACUUGACGCCAUGAAGAAGGAGUUUAAGAAUUACCGGAUUUGGUGGCGGGCGGUUUUUGACUCCGUUUCUGCGUUGGACGAGGUCAACAUGGCGACGAUACGCUUACGUCUGCGCUUCCCGGACGAGGAGCCGCCCCCGCCGCAGGGUCGAGGCCGCCGCAAGGAAGGGGACGACUUAGAACUGCGUCAGGAGGUGGUCCGCUACAUCUUAGAACCCUCAGAACUACCCCAACAGGAGCUCAAGUUGAAAUCUGAGCGUGUCGUCGCCGCGAACGACCUCAAGGCGAAACUCGGCCAACUCCUGUAUCUGCAGAACGUGGCCAAGACCGAUUUUGGCAAGGAGGGCGGCCAUAACCCCGAGCCAUGUCCGAUCUGCCAGGGUGAGCUCGGGGAGAAGUGGGCCGUUUUCAUGUGUGGCCAUAGCUAUUGUAUGCACUGUGCUCGGACCUUGGCCAACCAGGCGGCCUCGUUCGGGGGUGGCCGGAGCGCUAUCAAGUGUCCCGUCUGCCGCCAGCCCACCAAGACGAGGGAGGUGGCCUACGUGGAUGUGCUGGCCAAGGUGGAGGAGGAGGAGGUCAAGGUCCAGGGCAGCCUCAGCACCAAGAUGCAGGGAGUGGUGCGCCUCAUGCUCAAGCUCCGCCAGCAGGACCCCAACGCCAAGGUGCUCAUCUUUUCCUCCUGGGUGGACGUGCUGGACGUCAUCGCCGAUGCCCUCGCGCAGAACGGCAUCACGUACCGGGCCCUGCACCAGCGCUCAAAGUUCCACCGGCACCUCUCCAGCUUCAAGACCAACAGCCAGAUCACGGCCCUGCUCCUCCCCAUCUCCUCCGGCUCCAAGGGACUUAACAUCAUCGAGGCGCGCCACGUCAUCCUCGUCGAACCGAUCCUCAACCCAGCGGCGGAGUUGCAAGCGAUCGGCCGAGUCCACCGCAUAGGCCAGACCAAGGAGACCACGGUGCACCGGUUCAUCGUGCGUAAGACCAUCGAGGAGCGCAUGUACCAUAUCCUGCACCACCACUGUCAGAGCCCUUCGGAAUUGACGGACGAGAACACGGUUACGAUCGGCGACUUGCGGAAUUUGUUUCGGCCGCUGGAGGAAAUUGAACUCGAGAAGGAGAUUGAGAAGAGAGAGAGAGAGGAGAGGGCGAGGAGAGAGAAGGAGGAGGAGAGAAACGGAGGUGAUGGUGGUGGUACAAGUGGAGGUGUCGGAAGUAGACUAAAUGGUGGUACAGGUGGUGUUGAGAGUGGUGAUGGUGGGGGUGGUGACGCAUAUAUCGGAAGUGAUGAAAAUGACAUUCUUGGGGAGAUGUGUGGUGUUGAUAUUAGCGAUGGUGAUGAUGGUGGUGGUGGUGAUGAUAGUAACAAUGGUCCAAGUAGUAGUAGUGGUGAUGGUGGUGAUGAGUGGUGAUGAGAAUGGAGGAAUAAGUAAGGAAAAGGAAUAGAAACAAAAGGGAAUAGAGGAAUAAGGAGGAAUUGAUUGAAAGAAUUGACAGCGAGAAAAUAAUGAUUGAAUAUAUUAACCCAAAAAAAAAAAAAAAAAAAAGAGGAAAAUAGAAGGAAAUUGAUUGAAAGAAUUGACAGCGAGAAAAUAAUGAUUGAAUAUAUUAACCAAAAAAAAAAAAAAAAAAAAAAAAAAAAAAAAGGAAAAUAGAAGGAAA
Messenger RNA from Eriocheir sinensis (Chinese mitten crab), 6553 nucleotides. RefSeq names its product E3 ubiquitin-protein ligase SHPRH-like. NCBI's taxonomy places the organism in Eukaryota, Metazoa, Arthropoda, Malacostraca, Decapoda, Varunidae. Gene Ontology annotation, molecular function: ATP-dependent chromatin remodeler activity; ATP binding; metal ion binding. Bases 418 to 6303 code for a protein of 1961 amino acids. The transcript has 10 exons. Gene Ontology annotation, biological process: protein polyubiquitination; DNA damage response. Gene Ontology annotation, cellular component: nucleus. The record is from RefSeq and is a predicted model, not a curated record.